AUGGCGGUCAAACCCAUGGACGCAGAUGCUCUUCGUCUUCAAUCACUUGGUUACAAACAAGAACUUGCACGGGGAUUGACUCGCUUGACUAAUUAUGGCAUGGCUCUCUCUGUUAUCAGUGUGCCAGCAGGUGUAUCAUAUCUCUUCGGCUACGGAAUGAUUACUGGUGGACCUAUUGUAAUGAUAUGGGGAUGGCUCGUUGUCGGUAUUUUCACACUUUGUGUCGGACUUAGCAUGGCAGAGAUUUGUUCAGCUUAUCCAACAUCAGGUGGUCUCUAUUUUUGGGCAGGUAUUCUCGUUCCAGAAAGGUACAAACCCAUAGCUAGCUGGUUUACCGGAUGGUUCAAUCUCGCAGGACAAUUUGCCGUCACUGCCGCUUUCGAUUUUGGUUUGGCCAUGCUUCUGGCCAGUGUCGUUUCAGUCGGUGUCUACUCUCAAUGGUCACCUAAACCAUUCCAUCUUGUCCUGAUCCAUCUUGGAUUAGUCAUCAGUCACGGACUAGCUAAUUCGGUUGGAGCACGAUUUUUCAUUCGGAUAGCACAAAUAUCAACUUGGUGGCAAUUAUUAGCACCGAUUAUUGUUGCUCUAGCUCUUCUAAUCGGCAAUAAAGAAGGUCAUCUAUCAGCCUCAUCCAUCUUUACUCUUUUCAAUAAUGAAACCGGAUGGUCGAGCAAAGGCUACGUGAUUUUGAUCGGUCUUCUACAAGCUCAGGUAUGUCUGUGUGGUUAUGAUGCAUCUGCACAUAUGACAGAAGAGACAAAGAAAGCUGAUGUCGCUGGUGCUUGGGGAAUGGUCGCUGCUAUCCUUGUUGCCACGACUGUCGGUUGGUUAGUUUUAAUUGCUUUCUUGUUGGGCAUACAUGAUUACCAAGCAACAGUGGCAACACCAACUGGAUUUCCCGUAACACAAAUUUUGCUCGAUAACUUCGGUCGAGAAUUGACGAUUUUUUUCAUGUCUCUUCUACUCGUAGCAUGUUGGUUCGGCGGUCUUGCAUCAGUAACAACCAAUUCACGAAUGAUUUAUGCCUUCAGUCGAGAUCAUGCUAUGCCUGGCUCACGAUGGUGGCAUACAAUUCAUCCUCGUUUGGCAUGUCCUCUCAAUGGGCUAUUUCAAAAUAUGUGCAAUUUACGUAAAUUAACAAUUGAAACAUUAGAUCUAUAUAUCGAUGGAUAUCAAUGGAAACAAAUUAUUGCCAAUUAUUUACCGAAACUUAAAAUAUUUCAACUCAAAAUGGAAUUCUAUUUUCAUGAUCGUAUUAACACGAAACAAUAUGUCGAUCAAUUGUUAAAUUCAUUUCAAACGUAUUUUUGGCUCGAGGAACGUCAAUGCUUACCUCGUAUAGAAGUUAGUGGAUGUCGAUCGACUUGUUCUGAUGACUACAAUACGAGUUGGUCAUAUGAUCAUGUACAUAUUCUUAAUUAUCGAUCUUCAUCAACAAGAGAUUUGACUCUGUAUCAAUCUCGUUUUGUCAAUAAUCAACAUCUUUCUCUUUCAUUCAACGUCGAUAAUCAAUUUUGGUUCAUUGUCCCACGAUUUGAUUGUUCAAUUUCACUCGAGAUAGCAUUGCAUGAUUAUAGUGACAAUAUUAAAUCUCAACUGCAAACUAUACUCGACAGAGCAUCACAUCUUAAUUUGUUGAAAUUUCUCUCGUGGGCAAGUCUUGACGCACUUCUAGUUAAACUUAAUAGUGCAUCUGUGCGUCAACUCGAUUUUCGAGGAUGUGAUCGAUAUUAUAAUGAUCUUGAAUGUUUGUCAUUGAUCAAUUUACCAGUAGGUAUUCAGUGUGAAGUACUUCGAAUUAAUGUCGAAAAUCGAAUGAGUAUACUAGAUUUCGGUACUAAAAUGACUAAUAUUCGAUCAUUAAAUGUUCGAUGUGAAGAUGAUAAAUGGAAUGAAACAUUGUCGACAUCAAAGGAUGAAUUCAUCGACUGGUUACAAUAUCGUUUACCAUCCACAUGCAUAAUUACGCGACACACACGUUACACCUUUGAUAUUCUGUUGUGGAUUUGUUAA
This is a messenger RNA of Rotaria sp. Silwood1, 2013 nucleotides long. The record is from the annotation of a GenBank genome assembly. NCBI's taxonomy places the organism in Eukaryota, Metazoa, Rotifera, Eurotatoria, Philodinida, Philodinidae.